AUGCAGCCCACUCAGGACAAUGAAAGCAAUCCGAAUGAUCGGCCAGGGACUCCACCGCGCCCGCCUUAUUCCCCAGUAACUCCGGUCUUCGCUCAUCUGGCCCCAGUCCAGAACGCCUCCGCGUCCAACGGUGCGCCAUCACAUCCCAUUAUUCCCCCGGCCUCGUCGCCGUCGCCAACGAGUCGCAUUGGCGGUACAGCAGCCUCGCUGCCUACGACACCGGCCGUCUUUGCGCCGGAGCCCGCUGCUGUGCCAAUCUCGGAAAGCGAGAACCCCGAUGCGAUCGCGUUGCGGUCCACCAUUUCGAUACUACAGCUUCAGAAGCAGCAAAGUCUGCGCGAUAUACGGACACUGGAGCGACUGAAGCAAGCGGCGGCAGCCGAUCCUGAGGGACCCGGGAGGUUCGUGAACUUCACGCAUGACGAGGAGGAGGACGACGAUGAUGAUGAUAAGAUGGCGGAUUCGAAAGAAGGGGGUGCGUCGGGCCUGGGGACCAUACCUACACCACAAAACGUGGUACGCAUGCCACCGAUCAACUGGAACAAGUAUCAGAUCGUGGGCGAGCCGCUGGAUCGGAUGCACGAGGAUCAACGACGACGUCCGUCUCCUGGGGAGGCUAGACGAGAGGAACCUGCGCAGCGGGCGCCGGAGCAUGUUCUUGCGUCACCGUACCGACCAUUAGUAGAUAAACUAGAGAACCCAGACAAAGUAAGAGGAGCCAACAGGAACAAGAAGACAUAA
Aspergillus bombycis is the source of this 741-nucleotide messenger RNA. RefSeq lists its product as uncharacterized. The coding region runs from base 1 to 741 and encodes 246 amino acids. NCBI's taxonomy places the organism in Eukaryota, Fungi, Ascomycota, Eurotiomycetes, Eurotiales, Aspergillaceae. The transcript is spliced from 2 exons. The record is from RefSeq and is a predicted model, not a curated record.